Arabidopsis arenosa is the source of this 4513-nucleotide messenger RNA. The record is from the annotation of a GenBank genome assembly. NCBI's taxonomy places the organism in Eukaryota, Viridiplantae, Streptophyta, Magnoliopsida, Brassicales, Brassicaceae.
AGAGCUGGUUUUUAGCUUUUGGUUCUUCUUAUAGAUAGUAGUAGUGAAGGGUUUGUGCCAAUAGUUAGAUAUGAUCAAACAGAUAUUUGGGAAAUUGCCUAGAAAGCCUUCCAAAUCCUUGAACAAUGACUCGAAUGGUGAAGGAGGUGUUAACUCUUAUUAUGCUUCGAAUUCGAGUAGUAGUAGUAUUUCGAAACCUUCUUCAACAUCUUCGAAAUCAUCAUCAGCCUCUGGCCCGCGUGUAGCUAAUGGAACUCUUGCUCCUAAUUCAUUGAGCUCUAACAAGACUAAUCAAGGGAAGAAACCAUUGGGAGGAGAUUCUGUUGUACAAGCUGGACCGUUUCCGUCUUCUGGUGGGGUUUAUGAGGCUUUGCCUAGCUUUAGAGAUGUUCCUAUUUCGGAGAAAUCGAAUCUCUUUAUUGGGAAGUUGAGUAUUUGCUGUGUUGUUUUUGACUUUAGUGAUCCGUCGAAGAACCUUAAGGAGAAAGAGAUUAAGCGGCAGACAUUGCUUGAGCUUGUUGAUUAUGUUGCAUCAGUUGGUGUGAAGUUUAAUGAUGUUGCGAUGCAAGAGCUCACGAAGAUGGUAGCGAUUAAUCUGUUUAGAACGUUUCCUUCUGCGAAUCACGAGAGUAAAAUUCUUGAAAUGUAUGAUAUGGAUGAUGAGGAACCUUCGUUGGAGCCAGCUUGGCCUCAUAUUCAAGUUGUGUAUGAGAUUCUGCUCAGAUUCGUGGCUUCUCCCAUGACUGACGCAAAGCUUGCAAAGAGAUAUAUUGACCAUUCCUUUGUCUUGAAGCUGUUAGACUUGUUUGAUUCUGAAGAUCAAAGAGAGAGGGAAUAUUUGAAAACUAUUCUGCAUCGGGUCUACGGGAAGUUCAUGGUGCAUCGACCCUAUAUCAGAAAGGCGAUUAACAAUAUCUUCUACAGAUUCAUUUCCGAGACUGAAAAGCAUAAUGGCAUUGCAGAGUUGCUAGAGAUUCUUGGAAGUAUAAUUAAUGGGUUUGCUUUGCCUUUAAAAGAAGAGCACAAGCUCUUCCUUUUGCGAGCCUUGAUUCCUCUCCACAAGCCUAAAUGUUCAUCGGUCUAUUUCCAACAGCUUUCCUCAAAGGAAGUUAUGUUUCUUGGAGAGUUAGAAGAAGUCUUGGAAGCAACGCAAGCCGCUGAGUUUCAGCGUUGUAUGGUCCCUUUAUCGCGACAAAUUGCUCGAUGCCUCAACAGUUCGCAUUUUCAGGUUGCUGAAAGAGCAUUGUUUCUAUGGAACAACGAUCACAUAAGAAACCUGAUCACUCAGAACCAUAAAGUGAUAAUGCCUAUAGUCUUCCCAGCUCUUGAGAGAAAUACGCGAGGACACUGGAACCAAGCAGUUCAAAGUCUGACUAUAAACGUGAGGAAAGUAUUCUGCGACAUUGACCAAGUUCUUUUCGACGAGUGUUUAGCCAAAUUCCAAGUAGAAGAAGAGAAUAAAACAGAGGUUAAAGCGAAACGGGAAAGAACAUGGCAGCGGCCCAGGUUUAUUUGGAAAUUGAUGGAUGAAUCUCUGGAGAAUCAAACUCAAACACAUGACCAAGAGGACGAAAUAGUUACUGAAGGAAGUGCUGUUGUGCAUGGUGAGCCAUCUCAAGAUGGUAGUGUUCCUCCUAAAGUUGAUAGUGAAGCUGAGGUUUUGGAUGAGAAAGUCAGUAAGCAGAUUAUAAAGGAAGGUCACGGUUCCAAACCAUCCAAGUACUCUACAUGCUUUUUGCACUACAGGGCAUGGACCAAAAACUCGCAGCACAAAUUUGAGGAUACAUGGCAAGAGCAGCAACCUAUUGAAUUGGUUCUUGGAAAAGAGAAAAAAGAAUUGGCCGGUUUGGCCAUCGGUGUUUCUAGCAUGAAGUCUGGUGAACGUGCGCUUGUGCAUGUUGGCUGGGAAUUGGCUUAUGGGAAAGAAGGAAACUUUUCUUUUCCGAAUGUUCCACCUAUGGCGGACUUGUUAUAUGAGGUUGAAGUUAUUGGAUUUGAUGAAACAAAGGAGGGAAAGGCUCGCAGUGAUAUGACUGUGGAGGAAAGGAUUGGUGCAGCGGACAGAAGAAAAAUGGAUGGGAAUUCUCUGUUUAAGGAGGAGAAACUGGAGGAGGCCAUGCAACAGUAUGAAAUGGCCAUAGCAUACAUGGGGGAUGAUUUUAUGUUUCAGCUGUAUGGGAAGUAUCAGGAUAUGGCUUUAGCAGUUAAAAACCCAUGCCACCUAAACAUAGCAGCUUGCCUCAUCAAGCUAAAACGAUACGAUGAAGCAAUCGGUCACUGCAACAUUGUGUUGACAGAAGAAGAGAAAAACCCAAAAGCAUUGUUCAGAAGAGGGAAGGCAAAGGCAGAGCUAGGACAAAUGGACUCAGCACGUGAUGAUUUCCGAAUGGCACAAAAGUAUGCUCCUGACGACAAGGCGAUUAGAAGAGAGCUACGAGCACUUGCAGAGCAAGAGAAAGCUUUGUACCAAAAGCAGAAAGAAAUGUACAAAGGAAUAUUCAAAGGGAAAGAAGAAGGCGGUGCUAAGGCAAUGAGCCGUAACUGGUUGAUACUGUUAUGGCAAUGGACGAGCUGUCCUUUAGCUCUAGCUUCUUACUACCUCGCGAACGGAACAACUCUCUCCGCCAUCAACCAAAACCUCAAUUCUUCAAUCGCGCCUUACGAUCAAGUCAAUUUCGAUCCAAUCCUUAGGUACAACCCGAACAUUAGAGACAAAGAUAGAAUCCAGAUGGGUUCUAGGGUUCUUGUACCUUUCCCUUGCGAAUGUCAACCUGGUGAUUUUCUAGGGCACAAUUUCAGCUACAGUGUUCGACAAGAAGAUACUUAUGAAAGAGUGGCGAUUAGGAAUUACGCGAAUUUAACGACGGUGGAUUCGUUGCAGGCGAGGAAUCCUUUUCCGGCGACUAAUAUACCUCUCUCUGCGACGCUUAAUGUGUUGGUGAAUUGUUCUUGUGGUGAUGAGAGUGUUUCUAAGGAUUUUGGUUUGUUUGUUACUUAUCCACUUCGUCCUGAGGAUAGUCUCAGUUCGAUUGCGAGAUCUUCCGGUGUAUCGGCGGAUAUUCUGCAGCGGUAUAAUCCUGGUGUUAAUUUUAACUCAGGGAGUGGAAUCGUUUAUGUGCCGGGAAGAGAUCCAAGUGGUGCAUUUCCAGCUUUCAAAUCAAGUAAACAAGGUGGUAUUGGUACUGGAAUUAUUGCUGGUAUAGUUGUAGGAGUGAUUGUGGCUUUGUUGUUAAUCUUGUUUAUCAUAUAUUAUGCUUACCGGAAGAGCAAGUCGAAGGGUGAUUCGUAUUCAUCUUCUAUUCCGUUGUCUACUAAGGCUGAUCUUGCUUCUUCUACUAGCCUCCAAAGUGGAGGCUUGGGUGGUACUGGAGUAUCUCCUGGCAUUGCUGCCAUAAGCGUGGACAAAUCUGUUGAGUUUACGUUGGAGGAGCUCGCAAAGGCUACUGAUAAUUUCAAUCUGUCUUUUAAGAUUGGUCAAGGUGGUUUUGGGGCUGUUUACUAUGCAGAGCUGAGAGGAGAAAAAGCUGCGAUCAAGAAGAUGGACAUGGAGGCGUCGAAACAGUUCUUGGCGGAACUAAAAGUCUUAACGCGUGUACAUCAUGUCAACCUGGUUCGCCUGAUUGGAUAUUGUGUUGAAGGAUCUCUUUUCUUGGUGUAUGAAUAUGUUGAGAAUGGCAACCUUGGACAACAUUUACAUGGGUCAGGACGAGAACCGCUACCGUGGACUAAGAGAGUGCAGAUUGCACUAGACUCAGCUAGAGGUUUAGAAUAUAUCCACGAGCACACGGUUCCUGUUUAUGUCCACAGGGACAUUAAAUCUGCCAAUAUUUUGAUAGACCAGAACUUCCGAGCAAAGGUUGCUGAUUUCGGGUUAACAAAACUGACAGAAGUUGGAGGUUCAGCAACUCGUGGUGCAAUGGGUACAUUUGGCUACAUGGCACCAGAGACUGUUUAUGGAGAAGUGUCUGCAAAAGUAGAUGUAUACGCAUUUGGAGUUGUCCUUUACGAAUUGAUUUCUGCUAAAGGCGCGGUUGUCAAAAUGACCGAAGCCGUUGGUGAAUUUAGAGGCCUCGUUGGUGUGUUCGAAGAAGCAUUCAAGGAGACCGACAAAGAAGAAGCACUACGCAAGAUUAUAGACCCGAGGCUCGGUGAUAGCUACCCAUUUGAUUCGAUGGCGGAAUUAGGGAAAGCUUGUACGCAAGAGAAUGCGCAGCUACGUCCGAGUAUGAGAUACAUUGUGGUUGCUUUAUCCACUCUUUUCUCGUCAACUGGAAAUUGGGAUGUUGCAAAUUUCCAAAACGAUGAUUUAGUCAGUCUUAUGUCUGGCCGGUAGAGAGUUUCCGGUUUGCUGUUAUAUAGAAAUGAUUGUUUUUUUGGUAUGCUCACGUAUAUUGUCUAUACGAACUUUAACAUGUCACAAGUUGACUUUUAUAUGAUUUUCUAUAACUAUCUGUCAAAUUAUUCAGCGUCUCCGAUCUCAGCAUCUCACGUCAAAGAAAUGCAUUAAAAUUUU